Alternaria alternata is the source of this 510-nucleotide messenger RNA. RefSeq lists its product as hypothetical. The coding region runs from base 1 to 510 and encodes 169 amino acids. Lineage: Eukaryota; Fungi; Ascomycota; Dothideomycetes; Pleosporales; Pleosporaceae. The transcript has a single exon. The record is from RefSeq and is a predicted model, not a curated record.
AUGCGACCUCUACGUGACGCCGACAUCGACGUACGAUUACUCUGGAUAGCGCUUCCCGCACAAUUAAUCUGGAUGGCACUUCCCUUGGUCUUCGUCCUGAGGUUCUAUAGUAUAAACGACCACUCUAGCAACGAUGCCAACGAUCAACGUCCAACAUACGUAGACCCGAGUCCUCCCACAUCAUACACAAUACUACUUUCGAUGACGCCUUUCCACCUCGGUCAGAUCGCAAUCUGGACACGAACCUACCUUGGCUCCCCACCUACCUUCGCCAAAGACAUUACCUUCGCCAAAGACAUUACCUUCGCCAAAGACAUUAGCGCAAUCAUUCAAGAAUGCACUCUCCACUUCGCAAUGUCCUUUUGGGUACUCUCCGAGUGCGAGUUCGUACGCGCGUACUGGCAUUCUCAUCUCCAAGAGUGGCCCGUCACUCUCAUCACACUUCCUUUCUCCAUCCCUUCAGCCAAUUUCGAUCAUGACUUCCUCGUAUCUCGAGAUUGUUUUAGCUAG